Messenger RNA from Triticum dicoccoides, 1379 nucleotides. Its product is annotated as probable carboxylesterase 15. The transcript has a single exon. Lineage: Eukaryota; Viridiplantae; Streptophyta; Magnoliopsida; Poales; Poaceae. The record is from RefSeq and is a predicted model, not a curated record. Bases 212 to 1207 code for a protein of 331 amino acids. Gene Ontology annotation, molecular function: hydrolase activity.
CCUUUCUGUAAUCUUCGCCACAUCCUCUCAUGCGCUUCCAGCCUCUUUCACACCUCGAGAAGACCAGAGCUGCCACCAGUGCGAGCGUGCCGUCUGAUCGACAGGAACCUUCGUGAGCACUAAUAAUAUAUAUAAAUCCGAUGCCCCAUUGAUUCAGGAAUCGCGACAACCUGCCGGGCGUCCGACGGCACCGAUCCAUCACACACACACGAUGUCCGGCGAAGACACCGCAGCACCGCAGGUCAUGGAGGACCUGCCGAGCGUCGUCAAGCUCCUCAGCGACGGCUCAGUCGUCCGCGGCGACGAAGCCGUGCUCUGGCCAAAGGACCCGUUGCCGGACGUCCCCGGCGUGCAGUGGAAGGACGCCAUGUACCACGCGCCGCGCGGCCUUAGCGUCCGCGUGUACAGGCCGUCGCCAUCGGUGACGACGGCCGGUGGCCCCAAGCUCCCGGUGCUGGUGUACUUCCACGGCGGUGGCUACUGCAUCGGCUCCUUCGCGCAGCCACACUUCCACACCUACUGCCUCCGCGCCGCCGCCGAGCUCCCGGCGGUCGUGCUGUCCGUCCAGUACCGCCUCGCCCCCGAGCACCGCCUCCCCGCGGCCAUCGAGGACGGCGCGGCUUUCCUCUCCUGGCUGUGCGGCCAGGCCGAGCUCGGAGUUGGCGCUGACCCGUGGCUCGCUGAAACGGCCGAUUUUGGCCGGACGUUCAUCUCCGGCGCAUCGGCGGGCACCAACCUGGCCCACCACGUCACGGUCCAGGUCGCCUCGGCGCAGCAAGACGUCCACCCGGUGCAUAUCGCCGGGUACGUCCUCAUCUCUGCGUUCUUCGGUGGUGCCAAGCGGACGGCGACGGAGGCUGACCCCCCGGCGGACGUGUCCCUGACGGUCGAGGGAUCCGACAUGUUUUGGCGCAUGUCGCUUCCGGUGGGGACGAACAGGGACCACCCGGUGGCCAACCCGUUCGGCCCGGAGAGCCCCAGCCUUGCGUCCGUGGUGGCGCCGGAGAGCGACGUGCUCCGCGACCGCGUGAUGGGGUACGCCGCGAGACUGAGGGAGAUGGGGAAGGCCGUGGAGGUGGCCGAAUUCGCCGGAGAACAGCACGGGUUCUCUGUCCUCCGGCCGUUCGGCGAGGCAGCCAACGAGCUGAUGCGUGUCCUCAAGCGGUUCGUGUACACAGAUACCACACGUAAUAGUACGUCCCACUGAGUGUUGAAGUGUUUGGUGAUCUCCUGAUCCUUUUGUGCAAGUCGUUUGAUUUUUACUUGCAAUAAUGUAAAUCCAGCCGCACAACCUAACGAACCAUUUGAUGGAAGAACUGCAUUCUGAAAGUGGUCUGAAAAGUGAAAACCGUAUGUGAGAUGUUCUGUGCUGUCUCAUU